Molecule: messenger RNA, 894 nt
Organism: Coprinopsis cinerea okayama7#130
Lineage: Eukaryota; Fungi; Basidiomycota; Agaricomycetes; Agaricales; Psathyrellaceae
Exons: 2
Coding region: 1-894 (297 amino acids)
Source: RefSeq, a predicted model, not a curated record
AUGGCGCAGGCUGGGUGUCGCGUAGCGCCCAAGGAGCUCCUCCUUCGAUUUACAGCGUUGUUAGUCCGGUUCUCCUUGGAUCCCAAGGACUUCCGGGCGUGUAUGAUGACGCACGGCGCGGUGGUUUCCGGCUCUGCGGCCCUCGCCGUUAUCCUGCCUCGACCUUCGUCGUUCGUUCCGAACGACAUCGACAUCUACGUUAAUUCCAGCGGCCUAUCUGGCCUUCUCAAGUAUAUCCUUACCCGGACACCGUACACCAAGGAAACCGUCCUCACUCGUGCACGAGGUCCCGAUGUCGCGUAUUCCGUCCUUGUUGGCGGAACCGCCAUGCUCACGGUCCGCCUUUUGGAGGAUCCUUUGUCGGGACGGUCGCUGAACGUCGUGGAGGCCAGCACCCGAUCGCCCCUUUCGGUGGUAUGGGGGUUUCAUAGCACCCUCGUCAUGAAUGUAGUGCUGCAUUCUGGGGUCGGGUCUGCCUAUCCCCGCCACGCGUUGGAGGGUGUGGGGGUAAUCAAUUGUGUCCGGGGAAGGAUGGUACGAAGGCCCGCAUUGGUGCAAGCUUUGGACAAGUAUCGACGGCGGGGCUUUCGUCUUUAUGCGAACCUUGUUGAUGUUUUUGCGUCUCAAGAUCGCGCGGUGACGUCGACUCCGGCGUUAUCGCAACACCAUUGCGGUACGUGGGCGUAUUGUCCUCAGACUACCAGGGAUUCUUUGGAUCCAGGUAUGCUGUGGGUGCCUUUCCCAGGAUAUACAUCGGACGAUAUGCUGCAAGGUGUCCCUUCGGUUUCGUGGAAGCUGGCCCAUGAUGGAGAGUGCUGUCGAGAGCUGGCUCCGUGCCCGGGCUGGCUCGAAGACGUGGACGGUCGCCGUGCUAGUAUUGUGACUGGUUUCUAG